ACCGAGUGAUGUGCAGACUCUGGUGAGCGGAUGAGCUCUGGGCCUGGGAUAGAUGCCAGGACGACUGGGGUCUGCUUGGAAAGGGAGAAAGUCUGAGAGGGUCAGAGACAGGAUGCAGACGUCCUCAGGGACCUCACCCUUACAACUCUAGGCACGGAUGUGUGGGUAGACGUCCAGAGGACUCCGAGCAGAAAAAGGGUCAGCCACAUGAAGCAUAUGGGAUGGGGGGAGCAAAGGGCCUGGGGACCCCUGGGCCACUGGCCCAGUGUCCAACAGGCGGACGAAGAGUUGAACACAGGGGGAAUUCUCAUUCCAUAUCCCCACCCGGCGCAGAGAGGAAUCCGCAGCUGCACGCAGAACUGAAGAGAGAGGAGGCGGGCAGCGGACCCUGGGUACCCACAUCAUGACCAGCUGUCGCCACCACUCGGGAUACCUGGCGGACGAUGAGGCCGGCCACACUCCAUACCUGGCCCGGGUGCCGCCACCUAAGAAGCCAGCAUUCCCCAAAAUGGGGCAGACCUCCAGGCUGGGCCACAUGCCACACCCACCAUCGAUGUAUGGCCCCUCAGGUAGUUCAGGGCCUCGCAGCCACCGUCAAAAGUUGAGGGGCCCUCGGCCCUUUGGUAGCUUCCUGGAUUUCCUUGUUGAGGGCCAGGUGUUGGACAGCCUGCAAAGGGUGGUGGAGGAGGCAGCUGAGCGCAUGGCCACCAUGAAGACAAAGACUGGGGUGCCACUGGUGGAGGUGCAGGACCCAGUGGAGGUGCCAAGGGGUGGGCGGCGGGUGCGUUCCCGGCCCAGCCACAGCACUGUGCAUCGGCACCGAGUUAAGCCCAGCCUCUGCACUGGGCACCCCAACAACUACCCAUCCUGCUCCAGUUCCAUGUCUGACUCACACAGCAGCAUCACAGCUGGCUGUUUGGGCUCCCACAGCCAGGGCAGCAACCUGAGCUGCCAUGGUGUGGGCCCACUGCCACCCUUGAGGGACAGACUUUUGCAGGAGAAGAGUCUCAAACGGCUGCUGCGGCUGGAGAACAGAGGGAAAAGCCUGGGGCAGUCCUGCUCCCAGGGGGACUCUCUGCUGUGGGACUCGCUGGGCUCAAGUUCGGGCAUUCUCGCAGCAUCAGAGCUGGGUCCUGGAGAGAGAGAGCCAGUCUUCCUCCAGAGAGAGUUCAACAAGGAGGUCACGUCCUUGCUGAGCCAGCCGGAGUCCUUCAACUUGCCUGGCUACUCUGCACUCCGUGAGCCCCAUCUGACCCUAGACUUCCUGGCCAAGCACCACCUCUUCCCUGCCCUGCAGAGUGUGGUCAACCAGGCCGUGGACAAGCUCAGUGGCUCCCGCCGCCACAAUGGCUGCCCUCUCUUCCCAUCAGAAUGGGAGCCCAGCACAAGGCCCAAUUUGGAAACUUCCAAGGAGGCCAUACCCAUCGAAGGGGAGGAGGAGCCCUAUGAUUCUCUGCCCACCACAGCCUCCAGCUACAAGAUGAGUCGAAAAAAGAGCAGCAAGUCUAGAGGACGGGGCAAGCUGAAGGAAUGUGAUUCUCCUGUGCCUAGUGCCCAAGGGGUCACCAAAUUCAGGCUCCAAGUGAUACCCACAGAAGAGACCAAGACCCCCAAUUACGAGUCCAUGAAGAAGACGAGACUGCCCUCCAUCUCAUCCAAGUCCACGGCCCACCUGUCCAACCCCUGCUAUGAGGAGCUUGUCAACUAUUUGAUGGAGCAGGCUGUCUCCUUGCUUGUUUGCAAGUACAAGUUUGAGAUGAACCUCGCCAAACAGCUGGGCUUCAUCUCCUUUCCCAUCACCGAAACGCUCAUGGACCUCUUGCUGGGCUUCAAGAAGGUGAAAGGCUCCCACAUCUGCCUGUCCUCAGCGGUCGACUGGAGCUGUCUGCUGCGAAAGCUGGAGGAGGCCCAGUGGGAACGGCAGGUGCCCCAGGAGGUGCCCCAGGAGGUGCCCCAGGAGGUGCCCCAGGAGGUGCCCCAGCAGGCAUCUCAGAAUGACACCUCCCAUCUCACUGCCUCCCGCAGGAGCACUUCCCAACAGAGCAGAGAAUCCUACUCCACCUUACCUAAGCCAGGCAUUGUCACGGAUCAGAAGGUGGCUGAGGGGGAGGACCUCCACACUGAGGUGUUGGUCCCCCAGCUGCUCACCCCUCAGGAGAACAAUAUGGCUGAGGAGCAGGAGCCUAGGAACCUCUCGGAGCCCAAGCUCUCCAUGCCCUACGGUGCUGGUGUGGACUCCAACCCGUAUGAGCAUGUAGUGGCCACGGAGCAGAGCCAGAGCAGUGAGGAGAAGGAGGAAGACAAGAACUAAAAAUUUGGGGGUGAUGAGAAUAAGACCUAGAGAACCCUCAAGCCUCAAGUGGAGGCAGAGAUCAGCCACUCCACAGAUGGCCCCGAGAUCCCCCUCAAGUCCCGCUAAGCUGAACCUGAGUUCCAGAUUUUCUGCUCUUCCUCCCUCCCUCCUGCUUCAGGGAAACACUGCCCACCCUGCCAGCCCCUGCCCUGAGCUGAGGUCAGAAUGGGCUAAAUGCUCACAAGGAACUCUGCUCAGCCUCUCAAGAGAGCCAACAGGAAAAAUAAAGUUUCUGUUGAUGGAGCAGUUUUCUAGUCCAGCACUUUGAGCCUCCCUUCCAUGCACAUGCUUACCUGCCCUUGAGUAGCACCUCCAGUGGGCCAGGUCUGGCUGCAUCUGGCCUUCGUGACAGCUGGCAGUCCUCUGGACCCCGUGACCUCACACGCUCUGUUGAACACAAAUCCCUGUUCAGGGCUUUUCUCUACUCCUGUCUACUGCAUCUUCCUGGCUCUUCAAGCCGUCAGGGCUCAUGGUUCCCCUCCAUCACAGCCCCUGUGUAUCAUGGCUCCUGCUUCCAGAGGGCGGCUCCUCCGCCACGGUGGCUCCCUCCUCCCUUUGACAUGCCACAUCUCACGUUCUGACUGAGGGAACACGCUUUCCUGUUGCUCCCACGGCUACCUGUCUUCCUAAUUUGUAUUUCUCACCUCCAACUUCUGAAACUGGAGGUUCCAUGCCAAGCCACAUGGGAGCUGCUGGUUGGUCAAGCACAGGAUUGGCUGCCCCAGGUUGGUCACAUGACUACCGUUUUUGCAGUGGCCCUGGGCAGGACCACUCUACUCUCUCCAGAAGUGUCUGUGGGCAUGGCAGGUAUCAUCUGCAAGGAUCUCCAGGGACUUCUGGCCUUUCUGUGCCACAGCUCA
Phyllostomus discolor (pale spear-nosed bat) is the source of this 3213-nucleotide messenger RNA. RefSeq names its product coiled-coil domain containing 116 (gene CCDC116). Gene Ontology annotation, cellular component: centrosome. Bases 404 to 2311 code for a protein of 635 amino acids. Lineage: Eukaryota; Metazoa; Chordata; Mammalia; Chiroptera; Phyllostomidae. The record is from RefSeq and is a predicted model, not a curated record. The transcript is spliced from 4 exons.